This is a messenger RNA of Penicillium riverlandense, 192 nucleotides long. RefSeq lists its product as uncharacterized. NCBI's taxonomy places the organism in Eukaryota, Fungi, Ascomycota, Eurotiomycetes, Eurotiales, Aspergillaceae. The coding region runs from base 1 to 192 and encodes 63 amino acids. The record is from RefSeq and is a predicted model, not a curated record. The transcript is spliced from 2 exons.
AUGGCCAAGGAGAUCUUGCCCAUCAAGAUGGGUAACAAAUACGCUCAGGUUGUUGUUAAUUGCCUGACCUGCAUGGAGGAUACCAAUGAAGACUUCGGCGAUCAGAGCCAGUUUGAGGACGAGGAUGGAAUUUUGAUUGGUGUCAAAUAUAUUGAGAAGAUCCUUCUACAACUCAGUGAGAUAUCAGUUUGA